UGAAGCCUGUGUUGGUAAACUCUACGAAAUGGCAUCUGAACACAUUGGCGACAAACAAUUUUGGCUGGCAAUAGCAAUAUUAAUUAAGAACUAUCAUGCACUGAAUAAAAAAAUAUUCGAGGUGUUGAUCACAGAAGUGCAAAAACAACAGGAUGGAAAAUUACAUGCAUCCAAUGAAGAUGAGCUGGAACAACAGCUGCAAACAGAUGCCGGAGAGCGGACUUGCGAUGGUUUUAAAAUCCACUUUAAAAUGCUGACCAAGAAAAUGUCAACAAACAUUUUGGCCAACGGUGUCGUGGAGUUUGUACAGCAACGUUAUGAAUGUCACUUUGUAGACGCCCAAUCCUUUGAUGAUUUUGCUGUGCAAUUAAAUGGUGGUGAACUAAAAGUUGCCACGUUCAACCAGAGCAACGACAAGGAGAUUUCUCCAAGCUCCCGUUGGGCUGAGUUUGUGCUAAAGCCAAAGCUUCACAAUUGGUCACAAAGCAAACGCGAAGAAGCUGCUCAAAAAUCACUGCACUUGCUGGAUGUGGAGAAGUAUAAUGAUCUAUACAAACAGCUGAAACAGAAGCAUUCGCAAAGUCUUCUAGAAUUGUGGCAAACGGCAAAUGAAUCAACGGAUCCAUUAAAAUUCAUCUACGAAGACUUGGCUAUUGCUGCCUAUCUCAUCACACUCUGGAGCUGUACACAAAGCGAACCCACUGGUUUCGCCGACUUGGGAUGCGGCAAUGGACUGCUGGUCUAUGUGCUCAAUGCCGAGGGCUACAAAGGCUAUGGUUAUGACGUGCGGCAGCGUAAGCUUUGGUCGCUGUAUCCCGAUGAAACAAAAACAAAGCUUAUUGAGCGCACUGUGGAACCAAAUAGCUUUCGUUGUGAGUUCGAUGGCAUCGAUUGGUUAAUUGGCAAUCAUUCCGAUGAGCUGUCGCCUUGGUUGCCAGUGCUUGCAGCGCGUCUCAAGUGCAGCUACUUCCUCCUACCUUGCUGCCCCUUCGAGCUGUCGGGUGCCAAGUUCCAGCGACGCAACACGUGUAUUAGCGCCUAUCAGGACUUUACUCUUUAUGCCAGACAAGUGUCGCAGCAAUGCGGCUUUGAAACGCUACAGGAUCGCUUAAAGAUACCAAGCACCAAACGCCUAGCUUUAAUUGGACUCAAACGUACGGCGAAAGCGUCGUCUACGCUUGAAGAUUUUGUGCAGCAUGAGCUCCAAAAGUAUCAAACUGGUGAAUCCAAAACAGAGCAAACAGUCAAACUGCGAGAAAAAGCGGAAUCCGUGAGAAAUUGCACUCAGAUCGAGAAGAGUAUUAUCGAUACGCUGGUGCUGAAAAUCUUUCGCAUGCUGCUGGACAACACAACAGGCACAGAGUCAUUAUCAUUCGAGUCUAUUUGGCGGCAAGGAAGACAGUUGUCAAUGCGCGAAAUUGCUCAAUCGCUCAGCAAAGAGGAGCUAACUGGCAUCAAGUCGGAGUGUGGUGGCAUUAAAACGCUCUUGCGUAAUAAACACGAAAUAUUUGAGUUUUGUGGCAACGAUCAAAUUGGUCUACGCAAGCCCAAAGAAAUUACAAAGUUGCAGCAGACAAAAGGAAAAUUGCUGAUCAUUAAAAAACGUGCGUGUUUCUUUAAACUGCACCAUCCUCAGGGUUGUCCAUUGGAGGAGAGCGAGUGCUCGUUUAUACAUUAGUUAUAGAUGUUGUAGUUAUAAAGACUAUUGUACAAAUUCGCAUCAUUUUACCCACUAGCAAAAUAAUAAACUUGUUAAAGUUGGCAAAUCUUACAGCUGUCAUAUAGCAUUCGGCGAUACGCCUAAUAUUAUGGCUAACAAUAAUCUAAGCAGUUAGCAGUUCAAAAUGUUUCAUUUUUAUGAAUACAACAUCGACUGAAGCUUGU
Drosophila albomicans is the source of this 1884-nucleotide messenger RNA. Its product is annotated as probable tRNA (uracil-O(2)-)-methyltransferase. Gene Ontology annotation, biological process: tRNA methylation. NCBI's taxonomy places the organism in Eukaryota, Metazoa, Arthropoda, Insecta, Diptera, Drosophilidae. Gene Ontology annotation, molecular function: tRNA (uridine) methyltransferase activity. The transcript is spliced from 2 exons. The record is from RefSeq and is a predicted model, not a curated record. Bases 29 to 1678 code for a protein of 549 amino acids.